CUGCAGUAUCACUACUAUAUGGUAGACUGCCCUCUUAUUUGAAACCGAACCUCCAUCUGGCUUGAUAAAGUAUAAAAUCUGCGUCAUGAUGACCAGAUAAACUAAAGAAAUUCACGAAUUGUGCUUACAAUCAAGCCAGCUCUUCUAGCCUAGGCUACGCAACGAAGCACUUUGAGAUAGAAACGUUAUCGUAUUAUUGAUAAACGAGGAGCGUGUUUAAAGGAACGAGUACGGUAACGUUCGUUGUCACGUGACAGAUAUAUCCGGUCACUCGAUCUUGUUUGUUUCGUCUGCUAGCCUACAAAACAGACUGGCGUUUUGACUGUUGGGCUCAGUUCGGAUCUUGGUUGGAGUUGAGAGCAGUUCGUAAGCUUAGAUUCGCGGUUGUGAAGCUCGUCCUUUUUUCUGGUAUUGUUAAAACUAGUUCUGUGGAUAGGUGUGCUCACAGUCUUCUUCUCAAUAAUAAUUUGUAAUUAAAAACGCCGCUCCUCAAACAUGGAAAAAAAGAACGGACCAAAAGGAGACAUAAAGGCAAAAUCAACACCAAGCUCCCUUUCAGCUAAUAAGGAUGUAAACAUUGGACGACCGAGAGUGCGAGGAGUUGACAUCAUGCGGGAUCCAAUACUUAACAAAGGCAUGGCGUUCACCCUGGAGGAACGUCAACUACUGGGCAUCCACGGCCUUCUGCCACCCGCGCUGCUGACACAAGAUAGACAAGCUUAUCAAGUGAUGCAGAAUUUUUAUCGUUGGGACAACGAUCUUGACCGUUUCAUCUUUUUGAUGGGCUUGCAGGAUCGUGACGAAAAACUGUUCUAUCGAACUGUUAUCGAGAAUAUCGAACUCAUGAUGCCCAUUAUUUACACACCCACUGUUGGCUUGGCCUGUCAGAAAUACGGCAUGAUCUUCAGAAAACCAAGGCCAUUGUGGUAACCGACGGUGAGCGUAUUCUUGGACUGGGUGACUUGGGCGCCUAUGGUAUGGGCAUUCCCAUUGGCAAACUGUCCUUGUAUACUGCCUGUGCAGGGAUACAGCCCCACAGCUGUCUGCCUAUCACAAUUGAUGUGGGCACCAACAAUGAGCAAAUCCGUAAUGAUCCACUGUACAUUGGUUUGAGGGAACCUCGGGUGACCGGUGCACUUUACGAUCAGCUGAUAGAUGAGUUUAUGGAAGCUGUCGUCAAAAGAUACGGGAAGAACUGUCUAAUCCAGUUUGAAGACUUUGGCAAUCACAACGCUUUCAGAUUUUUGGAGAAAUACAGAGAAAAGUUCUGUACCUUUAAUGAUGAUAUUCAAGGACCGACCCAAAGGAGGUGUCACUGGAGAAAAGCUGCUGUUUGCCAAGAAGCAUGCACCUGUUGACAAGCUGGAGGAUAUCGUCACGGCUAUAAAGCCUACAGCUAUAAUAGGGGCAGCUGCAGUGCCAGGAGCUUUCAAUGAGAAGAUCCUCACAGACAUGGGCAAAAUCAAUGACCGCCCCAUCAUCUUUGCUCUGAGCAACCCCACUAGCAAAGCUGAGUGCACAGCUGAAGAGGCCUACAGAGCCACUGAUGGUAGAGCAGUGUUUGCCAGUGGCAGUCCUUUCCGAUCUGUUCAGUACAAAGGAAAGACAUUCUACCCUGGCCAAGGUAACAAUGCCUACAUUUUCCCUGGUCUUGCUCUUGCAAUCAUUGCUGCUGACAUUCGCUAUGUGACUGAAGACAUUUUUCUGGCAGCUGCAGAGUCGUUAGCCCGCAUGGUGACCAAAGGGAACUUGGAUGAGGGCCGUGUGUAUCCUCCACUAAGCGACAUCCGCUGUGUGUCCCUCAAACUGGCAGAGGACAUCAUUGCUUUUGCCUACAAGAAUAACUUGGCCUUCAGGUACCCUCAGCCAAGCAACAUCAAGGCUUUCCUGGAUGAGAUGAUCUACGACACAGACUAUGUGUCCUACAUUCCUCCUGUAUACACAUGGCCCGAGACCGCAGGGAAGACUUCUUUAUAACUGCUCUCACAUAAUAUGUCUUCAAUUUGGUGGGUUUGAUUGAUUGACAAUCUCAGAUUUUCUAGUUACUUUUUUUUUUCUUUCAAAUUUUGUUCAAGACUUUUGUCUCUGUAGGCCUACGCAUUUGUUUGUGUACAGAGGAAGUCCUCUUUUCUUUGGACAAAAUCUAAGGGGUAUUUAUUUCAACUUAGUGAAACUUAUUUCUGAAGCCUAACCUUCAGUCCAUUUAUGAACUUGUUUGUUUGUUUGUUUGUUUCAGUUGCAUAGCAACAUGCUGACACCUUUAAAGUUGUAUGGUGCUUGCAUAUAUAUACAUUAUAUAUAUGUAAGAGAACACAAUAGAAAAAAAUAAAGUGAACCAACUGUGUUCUCCCAAUAUGUUCUGUGCUUGUUGGGAGGAACAUAGGGUUUCCCCCAGUUUUUACUAUGUGGGUCAUUGCGGUGGAAUCAGGGGCUCGUCAAAUUUUAGGGAAUGGAUAAAUCAGUAUUUUUCCGACUGUUGGAGGUUUGUAUCUAAAAAAAAUUUUUUUUUUUACUUUUUAGCUCAGAAACCUCCAUCCAUUAAAGAACACAUUCUAGGGUGAAUCUUAUUGAAGAAUGUUCAAAACCAAAAAUAUGUUAUUUUAUAGGGCAAAUGCAAAAAUCACCAACCUUUGGCAGCCAUUUUCUUGCCAAUUUCACCUGUUACAUCAGUAACCCCCACUUUCUUUAAUCAUAAAUCUACAUCUCAACUUUUAUGCAACAUAAAUCAAUUUCUUUUUUCAACAAGCUCAAAAAAAAAAAAAAAACAGGGUUUAAUUUUAUGCUCAGAAAUUUAUGAGCGCCCGAUUCCACCGUACUGUGACACAUGUACGUUGCAUUGCUGUCUGGGUGUUAAGAUUACAAUUUUGUUUUGAAAAGAAAAA
Aplysia californica (California sea hare) is the source of this 2882-nucleotide messenger RNA. Its product is annotated as NADP-dependent malic enzyme. The record is from RefSeq and is a predicted model, not a curated record. Gene Ontology annotation, cellular component: mitochondrion. Lineage: Eukaryota; Metazoa; Mollusca; Gastropoda; Aplysiida; Aplysiidae. Gene Ontology annotation, molecular function: malate dehydrogenase (decarboxylating) (NADP+) activity; NAD binding; malate dehydrogenase (decarboxylating) (NAD+) activity. Gene Ontology annotation, biological process: pyruvate metabolic process; malate metabolic process.